GUGUGGUGUGAGUCCGCUGACAGAAAGCAGAGAUCAGAUCAGAGAGGAAGGAUGAAGGAAACAUGUCUGCUCUGUCUGAUGUUUCUGUUUUGCUGCAAAUCAAACCAAAUUGGUGUGACUGUGAGUCCCAGCAGAUCUCAGUUCUUUGAAGGAGAAUCAGUGAUUCUGAACUGUGAGGACGACAGCUCUGGAGGAUGGACUCUGAGGAGAAACACCAGCAAAGGAAGCAAGACUUACUGUGGAUCUACAUGGGGAUUAGGAGAUGGUUUGUCCUGCAACAUCAGCUACCUCUUUCUAUCAGACAGCGGUGUGUACUGGUGUGAGUCCAGAGGGGGAGGAGCCAGCAGCAUGGUGGUUAACAUCAGUGUCUCUGGUGGAUCAGUGAUCCUGCAGAGUCCUGUCCUCCCUGUGAUGGAGGGUCAUGACCUCACUCUGAGCUGUCAAUCAAAGACCCCUCCCUCCAACCCCUCAGCUGCUUUCUAUAAAGAUGGCUCCCUCAUCAGGACUGAGCCUACAGGUCACAUGACCCUCCAGCAUGUUUCCAGGUCUGAUGAAGGUCUCUACAAGUGUCACAUCAGGGAUCAUGGAGAGUCUCCAUCCAGCUGGAUCUCUGUCUCAGAUAAACCAUCAAUCAUAUCUGCUCCUCCUUAUCCCCCACAUGUCUGGUUACCUGCUGUGUAUUUUGUUGUUUUGGUUCUCCUGCUGUCUUUGGGUCUGAUGGUGAGGAAAUAUCUUCAGUGGAAGUCUAAAGAUCCAUCUGUUAUCUGAUCUCCCAGAGAUCAUGGUCUGAUCUGAGAAUCCUCUGGACUUAAACUGAUCCUCUCAGAUCCUCCAUCAGAUCCAUCUGUUAUCUAAUCUCCCAGAGAUCAUGGUCUGAUCUGAGAAUCUUCUGGACUCAAACUGAUCCUCUCAGAUCCUCUCAGAUGUGUUCCUGUGAGGAUGUUUGUAUCUUUCCUGAACCAGAUCCUGAAUGA
Molecule: messenger RNA, 974 nt
Organism: Oryzias melastigma (Indian medaka)
Lineage: Eukaryota; Metazoa; Chordata; Actinopteri; Beloniformes; Adrianichthyidae
Product: protein turtle
Exons: 6
Coding region: 52-768 (238 amino acids)
Biological process (GO): cell surface receptor signaling pathway
Molecular function (GO): transmembrane signaling receptor activity
Source: RefSeq, a predicted model, not a curated record